UUGUUGUGUCUUUGUGCAGAACAACCCAAAGAGGAAACUGCCCUGACUCAAUCUCUGGCCGCCAGUCAUCAUCGUCAAUCAGUGUGAGGACAAAGUCGGAACAGAACACCCUCGCACCUCCUUUCAAAUUGAACUGCCGGUACCACAGCAGCAGCAGCAGCAACAGCAGCGGCGUGCCACAGAUCCAGCUGACCUCCACAGCGCUGCUGGCAUGGCGGACGCUCCACUCAACAACUCCUGGCCCUCUUUCUCCAAGCUCUGGAUGAAAAGGUGGUCCUUCAAGAGAGCCUCUGAGUGCAAGCCAUACAGCGGACCAAUUGGACAAACAAGUCGAAGUGCUAGUAAACAAGCGAGUGGAUCGUGGAGUGGACCACAUGUUGCACUUCCCGCUCCUGCGGGGACAAUGUCCUCGCCCUCUCCAUCGCCUCCCCCCGUCACUGAGGAUGUCUUUUUGGAGGGCACCAACGAGGAUCAGGAUGAAUCGUCUGUAGUGAGCGAGUCUGAGGUGAAAGGUAUGGAGGUGAGCAGCAGCACGGAUGACCUGCAAGGCCUUAGCUCUUCCUUUGGAGACUCGGACUACUUCAGAGACCUGGACAUCAAUCUCGACGGUCCACUGAAAACCAGCAGUCCCGAGCUGACCUCCCAGACAACAGCACCCCAUCUGACUGAGCGAGUAUCAUCCAAGGAAGCGCCCGGCCCUCUGGUGGUUACCCAGCUGAGCCCCAAACUCUUGCCGAGCUGUGAGAUUGACAGCCACGACUCCUUCGUCCUGGGAGUUGGUCUUAGCGUGACCAUUGAUCUGGAUGGACUGUUGGGAUCAAUGGAAGCAAGUCCCACCAAAAGAGAAUCAUGUAACCAUGGAAACAUGGUGCGUUUAAAUGGAGAUGUUGACAUUGACAGUUUUCCUAAUUUAGUGAGAUCCAUGUCGACCUCGCGAAGACACAGCUGGGGUGUUCCCCUUGCGCCCAUCAACCUGGGAAGGAGACUGAGUCUCGACACCAUUGCCGUGGACAGCGAUGGAGAUGAGGAUGAAGAAGAGCACAAUGAUCCCUUCCAGUCCACCCAGCAGAAGACUGACAGCUGCAUUGCCUGUCCACUGGAGGAAACAGACGGUCCCAAGGAAAGGCUCUUCUCUCCCAUCGCUAAGACUGAUGGCGUUCCCGGCAAGCAAGUGUAUUCCCGCUCGGAGAUCCUUGCCACAGAUGAAUGUUCACGUGCAGCACACAUCUCUCGUAUUGUGCAGACAUCCAAACAGGCUGCGAGGGCAGCAGGAGCAGAGGAGUUUGACCCUGAGGAACACCUGCACUCCAAUGAGGGGCAAAGUCAUAUUGCCAAACAGAGGAACAACAAAGCCAAUGACAAAGAUUCUGAAAAUGUCACGUGGUACGAGUUCCUCUCCAAUGAGAAUGAGGAAGAGGAGGAUCGAAGUGGGAAGGUAGAAAAAGGCACCAAGGUAAAGAGGACUCUCAGCUCGUUGAGGAACAGGAUGACCGGCUCCUUCAAUAAAGAUAAGGGUAAGAACCGAGAGAAAGAGCAGCAGAGGGGUAAGGAGAAGGACAGGGAGCCUACGGAGACAGAGUUCAGCCACAACAAUGGGCAUGUUUUAGCGCUCGGCACUUUUUCCAGCUGCGCCACCUGCUCUCUAUGCGGCAAGACACUGCAGAAGAAACACAGCCUGCAAUGCAUGAAUUGUGCUGUGAAUGUUCACAGGAGCUGUAAGUCUCUGCUGGGUGAGUGCACCAGCACCAAGAACAAGAGAGAUUCUUUAUCGAGGACAGGCCCAUCUGGAUCCCCCAAUCUUGCACUAAAAGACCGCCACAGAGAGCAGGAACAGUCGUCACAAACCUUGAAUGGCCACGCAAUAUUUGACGGCCCCCCUGGCAUGACCAUCAUUCCUCGGGGACCAAGUAACCAACCGACUGCAACAAAUAACAUCACCACUCCAGGAGCUCCUGCUUUAUACCUCGGCCACAGCCCACGCCACCACAGCAGCUCAGGAUCUCUCCCCGGAGAGAUGGAUGAAACCGACGCUCUUCGCUUGAAGCGCUGCAAUGAAGACACCAUUUCCCUCGUUCCCUCCACUACAGAGUCUAUAAUCGUGGAAGAUGCUCACUAUGCUGCAGUGCGAGCUGAUCUAGAGUGUGAUGCCCAGGACCUGGAAGCAGAGUCUUGGAGUUUGGCCGUUGACCAACAGUUUGUUAAGAGACACUCUAAAGAGGCCAUGAAGAGGCAGGAUGCCACAUAUGAACUGAUGCAGACGGAAAUGCACCACGUGAGGACACUGAAGAUAAUGCUCCAUGUGUACGUGAGAGAGUUGAAGGAGAACCUCCAGAUGGAUUCAAGCAGAGUGGAAUGUAUUUUCCCGCGGUUGGAAAACCUCCUGGAGCUCCACAUGCAUUUCUUGUCCUCUCUUAAAGAACGCAGGCGAGAAAGCACUGUUAUGCCCACCGAGGGCAACUACACAGUGGACAGAAUAGCAGACAUACUCAUUGCGCAGUUUUCAGGUGUUGUCGGCGAGAAGAUGAAGGAGUGCUAUGGUGAUUUCUGCAGUCACCACACUGAGGCUGUCAGCUACUACAAAGAGCAGAUGCAAACAAACAAAAGAUUCCACAGCAUCAUACGGAAAAUCAACAACCUGUCCAUUGUGCGAAGGUUAGGAGUGCCUGAGUGUAUGCUGUUGGUAACACAGCGCAUUACCAAGUACCCGGCUCUGGUCGAGCGCAUCCUACACAGCACCGAAGAGGGUACCGAGGAACACACAGAGCUGAACCGUGCGCUAGGCUUGAUUAAAGACACUAUUGUUCAAGUGGACUCAUUGGUUAAUCUGCACGAGAAGACAUGUCGCCUUCGUGACAUCCACAACAAGGUGGAGCCAAAGGCCCUGGGCAAAAUCAAAGAUGGACGAGUGUUUCGCCGAGAAGACUUGGCGCAGGGUCGGCGACGUCUCCUGCACGAGGGCACCGUCAACUGGAAAGCUGCCUCUGGCAGACUCAAAGAUAUUCUUGCAGUUCUCCUUUCUGAUGUGUUACUCCUGCUACAAGAGAAGGAUCAGCGAUAUGUAUUUGCAGCGGUGGACAACAAGCCAUCAGUCAUCUCUCUUCAGAAGCUGAUUGUUAGGGAGGUGGCACAUGCUGAGAGAGCCAUGUUUCUGAUCUGCGCGUCCUCCAAUGAGCCGGAGAUGUACGAGAUCCACACGACCUCUAAAGAAGAAAGAAACACUUGGAUGACCCAAAUCCGGCAAGCUGUUGAGAGCUGUCCUCAUACAGAGGAGAGGCUGUUUAGUGAAGAGGAAGAAGCUCGAGCUUCCAGGUUAAAAGAAUUUCAAGAACGUCUAAGCCAGAAGGAUGCAGUGAUUGUCCAGGCGCUCUCUGAGAAGCUGCAACUUUUUGCAGACAUGGCAGAGUCUGUGGCAGGUCUGGAGGACACAGCUUCCCGCUCCAAGCUUCUUUUACGGGGUGAUGCCUCAGAUCUCCAGCAGGGGGAAGCCUUGCUUAAAGGAGCCAUCACCGAGGUUGAAAACCUUCAGAAUUUGCUCCAGUCUGGAGUGCGGGAUAAAGUCUUAUCAUCACAUCAAAAUGAAGGGAGCAACUCUGGACUCCUGCCCAGGAGAGCAGACACUUUUGGUGGCUAUGACAGCAGCCCCACCAUCCUCACUAAGAAUGGCAACAUGAAGAAGAAUUUUUCUGGCGAAUCCAGAAACAGAGACCGAAGCCAGCGGGCCAGCUCUGACCCUCAGCUCAAAGAUCUCUGUGGCAGCCAAACUCUGGAGCAGACGGUUGAUGAGAGCUGCUGCACACCAACGAGAUGGAAUAGGAUCUGGUCCAACUCAUUCCCCGAGGCAGAGUUCUUUGACAAAGUAUUAAUGCUUUCUCAAAGGCUCUACAGUCUUCAGGCCAUCAUCUCUCAGCAGGACAGCCACAUUGAGCUGCAGCGUGUCUCGCUGACAGAGCGUGCCUCUCUGCCUGGGCGCCACCGCGGGAACGUGCUGCUAGAGCAGGAGAAGCAGCGCACGCUGGCCCUGCAGAGAGAGGAGCUCGCCAGCUUCCACAAACUGCAGUCUCAGCAUCGCCAGGAACAGCAGCGCUGGGAGAAGGAGCGAGGGAAGCACCGCCAACAAGUGGAGGCCACAGAGGCCAGGCUGCGGCAAAGGGAGGAGGAAUGCAGGCGGCUGGAGGAGCGACUGGCAGAAGAGAGGGUGGAGUUGGAGAGGCAAAGGGAGACGUACCAACAAGACCUGGAGAGACUCAGGGAGUCCACUCGCGCAGUCGAGAAAGAGAAGGAACGCCUAGAACACCAGAAGAGGAUCAAGAGGAAAACCAUUGAGGUGGCGCCGAUGUCCGGCAGUCUAAAUGGGGAGCUCCUUUUAUCCUCUGGCCUCAGCAGCUCUACCGGCCUCUCCGACACACCCCUGCCCCCGAAGGCCCUGGUGCGCGGCAGCAUGUCGGUGGCACCGGCUGACUACCAGGAACGGCCCGAGGUGACGCUGCGCAGAGACGCCAGCUCCUCCACCCUGCCGCUGAAGACGGAAGUGCCGCUGCACCUCUUCAGCACCACCAACCAACAGCACAAAUUGGUGGGAGUGCAGCAGCAGAUCCCCACCAAGCUGGCCGCCCUCAGCAGCGGCAAAGGCAAGGGAGUGAAGAGCGGGAAGGCAUCGCAGCGCACCGACAGUACUGCCUCGGUGGACAUGAAGCAGAUUCUCCCCCUGAAGCUGUCGGCGCGUGACGACGGCGCUGUCAAAGCCAAGCGCUCUGUCAGCCCCCACCAGCCAGCGCCGCUGUCUGCGCCUCCUCUGCCUUCCUCCCUCCAUCAGCACAGAGAUCACCAGCAAAGUCCUUUGGACCUUUUUGGACCAGAUUGUCAAUCCAACAUGAUUAGCGGCAGCCACCCCGCAACAAUCCAGAAGCCCCCUGUGCCACCCACUCAGCCCUCUCUGCAGUCUUCCGUGCAGCCUGCCGCCAUCCCGGCCCACUCGCACACCACCGCAUCGCUGCAGUUCCCGGCCCAGGUGCAGCCACAAGGCCUUGGCUCGAACCCCCACAUGCUUGCGCAGGGCCUUGGCCUCAGUCACAGCAUGCCGCUGCCGCCACCGCCGCCGCCCUUCAACAUCAACACAGAAGACCUCAACAAGGAAGACGUCAUCUUCUUCUAAACUCUACUGAGUCUCUGCUAUGGAACAGCCACCUGGUGGUCUCCUUUUUUUUUAAUUUAAUACUUUUAGCUCAUUUCUAAACCCAAACAAGAGCAGCGCAAGUGUGGCUACCUUGGGCCUAUUGAAAUGAACGUGCGCCAAUCCAAAGAUGGGAGUCGCUGAUUUGAAGACGACACUGCCAGGUGCUGAGGCGUCGAAGAAGGGAGGCGCCGAGGCCCGACUGUAGGAAGUCCCAAGUGAUGGAACGCUGUCUGCUUGAUGGUUCAUUUGCACAGUGUAAAUAUUCCAUUCCUGACUCUUGAACGAGCCUUUAUGGUUAUUUUUUUUUGUAAUGGUUUGUACAGUUGUCAGACUCUUUGGAUGUUUAGUCACUUCUGUUCUUAAUUAUGCUUUCAUGGAACAUUUUAUUUGCAGUCAAGUGCUGUUUUCCAGCUCGGACAAGCCCAAAAAUGAGCUAUUCAGCACAUGUUAGACACCACACCUUGACUCGCUCUGAAAUAAUUUCUUGAAAUCUGCUUUCCCUUCCCCACCCAUCCAUUAAAAAAAAUGUUUAUUAUGUAUAAGGAGCCCAACUCGGCACACUUCGGCGGUAUAACCUUGACUAAUCACCUGUCAGUCAAUUUUAAGGUUAAAUUGAAGUGUAACAAGAACAAUUCUGACAUCAAAUCAUAAUGUACCCGUUUGAUAUUACUGCUGUGACUGAUUGAUAUUUUUGGUCUACCGCUUCAAGGAAAAAUACUUUCCCGUGCUGUAAUUCCGCCAUGCUGAGACUCGCAAGACAAAGCCUGAAGGUCAUUACUGCGGACAAGCUCGAAACUGUUUGAACACAUUCCUCGCUUCCUCCCACUUUGCGCUCUUCCUCUUCUCUGAGCUGCAGUCACGCAGGGAAGGAGUCUCCCGUUCAUGUCUUGGCCUGCUGAUUAUUUUUCUGUCGGAAUGGGGUCACAUCUAUAUCUUACGUGGGAUGUAUCUAUGUUGGAACAUGGCACUUUUAUUUUAAGGUACCAGCUACGGCAAUCGUGCGCGUGUGUGAUUGAUGACUGAUGACGUGUCAUGAGCAGGUACUGUGGCAGAAAGCUGAUGUCGGUCGCGAAUGUGACUGAAGAAACAUGUCGAUGUCCGUCUCAUGACAUCCAUUAACUUAAGCGGGAAAUGUCCGUGAAUCUCUUCACAGACAUUUGUCACCUGUGUAUAUUGUGUCCAUUUGUGUACAUAUUCUUUUUUUUUUUUUUUUUUUUCAUUUUUAAAUUAGGUACAGACUUUAUUUGACAGCAUAAA
Messenger RNA from Hippocampus zosterae (dwarf seahorse), 6430 nucleotides. It is a transcript of the gene arhgef18b, whose product is annotated as rho/rac guanine nucleotide exchange factor (GEF) 18b. The record is from RefSeq and is a predicted model, not a curated record. NCBI's taxonomy places the organism in Eukaryota, Metazoa, Chordata, Actinopteri, Syngnathiformes, Syngnathidae. Gene Ontology annotation, molecular function: guanyl-nucleotide exchange factor activity. The transcript has 32 exons. Gene Ontology annotation, biological process: small GTPase-mediated signal transduction. Bases 212 to 5152 code for a protein of 1646 amino acids.